AUGCCCGCGGGUCUGCUUGUAAUAAAGCAACUCCACAAUGGAGCACUGGAUUUGGACUGUGAUAAAGGGAUAGAAUUUCAGGUUAUUCCAAGAUAUGGCAUGUCGAUGGUGAUCAGAAACAUUCCUGUCUACAUAUCAAAGGGUAACCGCAUAGAUUUUGAACUAGCGGAAUAUUUAGGUGACAAUACCAUAGAACAAGCCAUCACCGUUGUUGUGAAAAUGAUGAAAGGGGUUUUUCGGGCCAUAACCGUGCCAGAAGUCGGUUCUCGGGCGCACUUGCACACCGGAGACCAGAAAGGAGGACGGAAUUCUCGACUUGUUCAUGAGAGUCGCUUGUUGAGCCCUAUUUGCCAUUUGUCUCAGUCCAGCGUUGCCGCAGGCAAUUAUUUGAAGAUAUGGGGAAUCCGGGGCAAAAGGCAUCAGGGUGAAGGACUCCAACUCAUCCAGAUUUUCAUGUCUGAGAGCGACAAGCCGCGCAGUUGUCCUCGAGCUAACAACCAAACUUGGACCGAUUCACCAUCAACCAGGUGGAAGUUUGCAGGAGAAUAUCGCGAGAGUCCAGCUUCAUUUUCGAAACUUGAUGCAGGAGCCUCGGCCACGUUGAGCGAUGUAAAACGACAGGUGUACAUUUGUGUACUCUGUGUCAAAGCUGCCGAAACACAGGUUUUCGUUUUUGGCAAGGCGCCUCCGGGGAAAUAUCCAACACAUUUAAAUGGUCACUUUGGCGACCAGAGUAUGAGUUACAGCCGAGGAUUUGGGAUGAGACGGUACAGAGUACACUGUACGUUGGCCAGAGACGUCCCAACAAUAAUUGGUCUCCCAAGGUUCUUGUCUUUGUUUUUGGGGCUUUGCAUGAAGUGUAAAGAAGAACGGAUCCUCUCUUGUGACGAGGCGAUUAAUUGCAUUGAACUCCUGUUGCCUGGCUUCAGUACAAGCCCGUUUUGCCAGCCAACAAGCGGGGAGCGGCCUCUGACAUGUGCGGUAAAUUUCCUCACCGACCUUUUGGGAGAGAGGAAAGGCAGUUCCGAGUUCCGUGUUUGCAGAAGAGGAACGAGGGGUGGAGAGCAAUUGCGAUCACCCUUAAGGUUCGAUAAAUUAUCUCAGAUGCAACCGAUGCCUGGAACAGGAGAACGGACGGCCAGAAGGGAACCUACCUCCCUGCACCGCUUUUCCCAGGGAUAA
Messenger RNA from Coccidioides immitis RS, 1182 nucleotides. RefSeq lists its product as uncharacterized. NCBI's taxonomy places the organism in Eukaryota, Fungi, Ascomycota, Eurotiomycetes, Onygenales, Onygenaceae. The record is from RefSeq and is a predicted model, not a curated record. The transcript has 9 exons. Bases 1 to 1182 code for a protein of 393 amino acids.